Eutrema salsugineum is the source of this 1881-nucleotide messenger RNA. Its product is annotated as AT-hook motif nuclear-localized protein 4. Bases 319 to 1593 code for a protein of 424 amino acids. NCBI's taxonomy places the organism in Eukaryota, Viridiplantae, Streptophyta, Magnoliopsida, Brassicales, Brassicaceae. The transcript is spliced from 5 exons. The record is from RefSeq and is a predicted model, not a curated record. Gene Ontology annotation, molecular function: minor groove of adenine-thymine-rich DNA binding.
GAAAAAAAAAAAACCCCUUUCUUUUUCCCCUGGUAAUUAUGGGUGUUUUAGGGGAAAUUCUUCUGAAAUUAAAGUUCCGCCAUUGAAGCAGCUCUAAUAUUUUCUCUUCACUAAAGUUUACUCAUUUUCACUUUGCAAGACUUCAUCUUUCUCUUUUCCCCCUUUUAUUUUUACUCUCUCUGAAUCUUACGUCCUCUGGAUCUUUAUUCUCUCUCUCUCUUGUCUGUACUUUUAAGUGAAGCUUGAAUCUGUCGUGAUCAGCAAGAUUCGGAGUGUUCUCCUUAAUUGUCGGAAUCUCUACUUACAGAGAAUCUUCUAAUGGAGGAGAGAGAAGGAACCCACAACAACAACAACACAAGCAGUUGUUUUGGUCUGAAACAACAACAACAUGAAGCUGCUCUUCCUCCUCCUCCUGGUUACCACAUGGACCCACCACGGUCUGAAAACCCUAAUCCUUUUCCGGUGGGAUUAACCACCACUACUACCACCACCACCACCACCGGCGCCGCCGCCGCAUCUACUAAACCGCCUGAGAAUGCUGCUGCUCCUCCUUUCAGCAUAACAAUGCAGGUGGAGAAUUCGGCUUCUGAGCAGCUGAAGAAGAAGAGAGGGAGACCAAGAAAGUAUAAUCCAGAUGGCACACUCGCCGUUACUCUCUCUCCGAUGCCAAUCUCCUCUUCCGUUCCGUUGGCGACGGAUUUUGCUUCCCGGAAACGUGGGAGAGGCCGAGGAAGGGGAAGAGGUAGAGGACGAGGUCGAGGAGAGACCAGUCACAACAACAACAACAACAACAACAACAACAAUUGGCUCAAGAAUCCUCAAGUGUUCCAAUUCGACAACAAUCCUCCUGUUGUAGGAACUGCAGAUGUUGCCACUGCAGGUUUUACGCCUCAUGUGCUCACAGUAAACACCGGUGAGGAUGUGACGAUGAAGAUCAUGACAUUUUCUCAACAAGGCUCUCGUGCUAUAUGCAUUCUUUCAGCUAAUGGUCCCAUUUCCAAUGUUACCCUUCGUCAAUCUAUGACAUCUGGUGGUACUCUCACUCAUGAGGGUCAUUUUGAGAUUCUUUCUUUGACGGGUUCAUUUAUACCAAGCGAGAGUGGAGGAACCAGAAGCAGAGCUGGAGGGAUGAGUGUGUCUCUUGCAGGACCAGAUGGUCGUGUCUUUGGUGGAGGACUCGCUGGUCUCUUCAUAGCCGCUGGUCCUGUUCAGGUGAUGGUAGGGACUUUUAUAGCGGGUCAGGAGGAAUCUCAGCAGCAGCAGAUAAAGAAGCAAAGAAGGGAAAGACUCGGUGUCCCAACAACGACACAAACUUCUAAUAUCUCAUUUGGUGGCUCAGCUGAAGAACCAAAGGCUAGAUACGGUAUCAACAAGCCUGUUGUGAUUCAGGCACCACCUGUAUCUGCACCACCUGUUUCCUUUUCGCAUGAGCCAAGCCAUGGUUACUACACAAGUAACACGGCUAACCAUAUCAAGGAUCUCUUCUCUUCCCUCCCAGGAGAAGAUGGGGAAGAAGAUGAAGAGGAUUUAGAAGGUGAAGAUGAUGAAGAAUAUGGAGGCCAUAGCGAAUCUGACACCGAGGUUCUAAGCUGAUGAUGAUUGAGUGAGUGAAUCCGAAACACCGAUGGUUCUUGAUCUUUGAGUUGCUGCUACCUUUCCUUUUUUUAGUGCCUUCAGAUUCUUUAGAGUUUAAUGUGUUUUCUUCAGAUUUUAAUUGUUUCCUUAAACAGUUAAACAGAGAUCUCUCACUAAAAAAGGUUUAGGGUUUAGUAGAAGAUGUAAUCUUUUUAGGGUUCUUUUGACUUGUUUUCUUUCCAUCCCCCAAGUGGUUGUUGUAAAAGUGCAAUACUUAUUGUGUUCAACUCCUUUAAUCUACUCUUC